This is a messenger RNA of Telopea speciosissima, 1059 nucleotides long. RefSeq lists its product as uncharacterized. NCBI's taxonomy places the organism in Eukaryota, Viridiplantae, Streptophyta, Magnoliopsida, Proteales, Proteaceae. The coding region runs from base 62 to 1012 and encodes 316 amino acids. The record is from RefSeq and is a predicted model, not a curated record. The transcript is spliced from 4 exons.
UGUCACUUUUGUGUUUGGUUUGUGGGUCUAGAGAGAGAAUCGGCAAGUGAAAAGAGCAGAAAUGCACGCAAAGACGGAUUCAGAGGUGACAAGCUUGGCGGCAUCGUCGCCAACGAGGUCACCACCUCGAGGACGACCGGUGUACUAUGUGCAGAGCCCAUCACGAGAUUCACACGAUGGGGAGAAAACCACCACAUCCUUCCAUUCAACGCCGGUGCUCAGCCCCAUGGGUUCACCUCCUCACUCCCACUCUUCCGUGGGCCGCCACUCUCGUGAGUCUUCCACUAGCCGCUUUUCCGGUUCUCUCAAGCCAGGUUCUCGCAAGAUCUUACCCAAUGGAGGCGGUCGAAAGGGUCAAAAGCCUUGGAAGGAACCUGUCAUCGAAGAAGAGGGUCUUCUCAACGCUGAAGACACUGAGAAAGGACUCCCUCGUCGAUGUUAUCUUCUUGCCUUUGUUGUUGGAUUCAUCUUUCUUUUCUCCUUUUUCUCUUUGAUUUUAUGGGGAGCUAGUCGUCCUCAGAAACCCCAAAUCAACAUCAAGAGCAUCACAUUCGAGCACUUCUCGCUUUCAGCUGGAGCUGAUUCAACUGGAGUAGCAACCGAGAUGAGCUCUAUGAAUUCCACUGUCAAGUUUACGUACCGCAACACUGCGACGUUUUUCGGAGUCCAUGUGACAUCAACCCCUCUCGAUCUCAGCUACUCCCAUCUCACCGUCGGCACUGGAUCCGUGAACAGGUUCUAUCAAUCAAGGAAAAGCCAAAGAACGGUGGCAGUGGUAGUGUCCGGAAACAAGAUCCCUAUGUAUGGAGCUGGUGCGAGUCUGAGCAGUUCCGGGGGAAACCUGACGGCGCCGGUGCAUCUGAAACUGGAUUUCAUGGUCCGUUCAAGAGCUUACGUUCUGGGCAAGUUAGUUAAACCAAAGUUCUUUAAAAACAUCGAUUGCUCAAUCGUCUUUGACCCCAAGAAGAUCAAUGUUGCUCUUUCGCUCAAGAACUCCUGCACAUACGAUUAGAUUUGUUGUUCUGUUCAAUUAGGUCUAAAAUAUUUGAAUAUUGAAUG